AUGGCUGAGGGUAUCGUCCUCGGCGAGAAGCGAGAAAUACUGAAUGCUGAAACUAGUGUAGCAGGACGCAGACGGCAGAGGAUGCUUGCUGCGGCCAGAGGGCAGGCUUCAAAUGACCGUCAUCGUAUUAACAAUACAGCGCUCGGCAAAAGCGCUGAGCGGGUCACACGUGAUCUGGCAACGGUCGCAGCCAGGCGCUUCGCGGACCGCACUCGCGCGCCGAAUCUCGCAACAGACCCACGAUCGAACGAGCGACACCCAACUCCGGAAUCUGCCGACAUGGCACAGUUAAUGACUGUGCGGCUUAACAAGUCGGACCAACAGCCCCUGGGCUUCAGGUUGCAAGGAGGGAAGGACUUUGGAACGCCCCUCGUUGUCCAAAAGGUCAACGGUGGCAGUGCUGCCGAGCGAGCUGGUCUCCAAGCGGGAGAUGCCCUGAUCCGAGUUAACAACACCGAUGUAUAUGCCUUGCGACACCAAGAGGCUCAGGAUGCUAUUCGUGCAGCUGGAGGUGCACUCGAACUGACCGUGCAACGCGGUGGAGGUACUUGGAGACCAUCAGUGACACCCACCGGUAGCUUGCCAAGGCCUGGAUCUCGUCCACUUGGAUCUUCCCCUGCUCCAGUCACCAACACUUCACUUAAGGCAACACCACAGCCCUCACGCGCAUUUGGUUCUGGACAUAACAACGUCGCGAAACCGUUUGGUUACAUGAACGGCAAUGAUUCCAAAGGCAUUGUGAACAAGCAGUACAAUUCGCCUGUUAAUAUGUACAGCGAUAAGACGAUCGCCGAAACGCUAUCCGCACAAACUGAAGUCCUUGCUGGGGGUGUUUUAGGUGUUAACUUCAAGAAGAACGAAAAAACAUACGACUCUGAAAAGAGUGCUGUUUUCAAAGUACUUCAAGAGGAACAAAACGAUCCGGAGCCAGUUGAAGCCCCAUCUGCUCCGACGACGCCUGUGAGCGGGUUGAGACACGUACCUGCGCCAGUGGCCAAGCCAGAAGCCUCACUUAACAACACUGAACCGCCACAGACGUUUUAUUCGCGCGCGAGUGUUACACGCGCAGGCGCACCGAGCGGCUCACUUCAUUCAAAUACGCGUACUGCGCAUCCGCCACAAAAGCCACAACCGCGACGGGUCCAAUCAUUGUCCCGUGAGUCUACCGGAGCGCAGACGCCAAAUCAUCUCACACCGGAACCGGUGCAUCGACCCAGCAUCCCCGUUGGCUGUCACCAAGUAUUGCCGGACGGUCAGAUCGCUUUAGGAGCCCCAGCACAUCCUCAGCCAUCAAAUCAUCUGCCGGUCGUCCACGACCCGCCUUACUGCUCUGACUGUGGCAGCCACAUUGUUGGCGUGUUCGUACGCAUAAAGGACAAGAACUUGCACGUGGAGUGUUUCAAAUGUUCCACUUGCGGAUCGUCUCUCAAGAACCAGGGUUACUACAAUCUGAACGGGAAGUUGUACUGUGACAUCCACGCUAAGCUUGUUGCUCGCCAGAACCCUCCAGCACCGAACUUGGAGCCAGUUACAGUUGCACCAGGUGGACGCAUUCCCACCAACUCCUACACUACACCUCUUCCGCCGCUGUCAACUGGGAACUACACCAACGGUUCCUCAUCUAUGUUUAGCCCAUCUAGCAAUUUAUCUGGGCCAAAACCUUUCGGCUCGUCUAUUGGAUCUGCGUAUUCUCCUUCCCUGUCUCCGCGAUCGGCGCCAAUGUCACCCGCCCGCCCUGUGAAUGCGCCCGCGCCGGUGCACGUGCCUACGCCCGCCGCGCCUCUAUCGGCACCUUUCGCACCCAAGGCGCCUGUUUCAAUUUUUAAAGCCAAGAACGUUAAAAGCAUUGUGUGGCCCCCACCAAACCCUCCUGAAGAUGAAACACCUUCUCUAUCUUCGGAAAGUGCUCCAAAUACCCUCGUAAAAGAUAAUACUACUCUUACAUCAGAAACAAUGAUAAAGACAGCUACCAAUGAGUCUAAAGUAGCAAAAGAUGAAUUUAUGUCAGGUGACCAAUUUAUAUCAACUUUGCAAGAUACUGCAUUCUCUUCUUCUGUCUCAUUUUCAUCUGCUUCAAUGUCUGCUGCAACAACAGCUUCAUCCUUCUCUAAAUCAUCAAUGCAAAGCAAUUCACAAAUGACACAAGAAGUGUCUAGUUGCACGGUUCAAUCAUAUUCCGAGCAAGCGUCAUCUCAGGGACAAACCUAUAUGAUGUAUCAGACCCAAGCACCAGGUAUAAUGUCAGUCGAUAGCGAGAAUAGAAGCAUGGAUAAGAAAUCAAAGCACGAAGUCAGAGAAUUACAUUCAAAUGAGAACGCGACCAUAUCAUCUUCAUUUGGCACCGAUGCAGGAUCAAUAAAUAUGCAACCUUACAAAAACUUGGAAAACCAAAUUGGAAAUAACUACACUUAUACUCCACCAACACAAAUUCACACACAAAACAUGAACCAAUACGAUGCAAAUACCGAAUCCAAGCAAGUUAUUACAAACUUCAGUGAAAACAUGUCACAAGGAUUUACUAUUCAGGACUCAUCUAACACUAACUUUUGCAGUCGAGGUAAGCCUAUUAAUGAAAUCGAUCAAUCGAUAGAUUACAUAAAUAAAAUUCCCACUGGGCCGAUAUUGCAACGGGAGUCCACUAAUCCAUCGAGUAAAAUAUGUAGUAAACUUGAACCUAAACCUCUACCUCAGUCACAACCAAGCAAGCUUAAACAGAAUACAUCUGCGUCCGCUAAGAAAAUAUCUAAUAAGCAGAAAACUGCUACCUGUAAAUCUUCUGAAAUAAAACAUAUAUCUCCUAUGGUAGAAGCAUUAACUACUAUACCAGAUAGACCUUUUACUCCUGUUAGCAAUAUAUGUACGAUUCAAAGUAAUUUCCUAGAGGAAGGUUUUACUGACACGUUUAACAAUACUAAUCUUUCGAAAAGCAAUGUAAACGACGUUCAAGAUUGUGGCCUAAUUUUAUCUGGGCCACAACAUAAUAUUUUACGACCGGUAGAAAACUAUGAACCUCUUACUUUAAAAAUCGAUGAUAAAAAUACAUCUAUAUGUAGUAAUUCGCAGUUACCUUCCCAAGUAUCCGCUUUUGCACCUGUUGGUAAAGGUAGACAAGAGCUUCAAAGUAUGUCUUCUAUGAGUAAUAAUAUGACCACUCAAAACAUCACAACCAAUACACAACACUCUACAUUUACCACGUCUGCUAAUACCCACGCUAUGUCGUCAGUAAAGUUAACGCAAAGUUAUUACGAACAAUUAGAUCAAAAAGCAUGUUCAUCUUCAACGACAAAAUUAUCAACAUCUAAAGCAGGGGACGUUUCUAUUAGAAAGGGAAACGCAAAUAAACCUCAAAUGCAAAUGAAAGAAACACCACAAUAUAUAAAUUCAUUAGCUGUUUCGCAAGAACCAUUUAUUCCAGUAGUAAAUCAGAAUACGAAUCAAUUCAUUAAUAAAAAUGAUAAUACUAAUAUGUCUCCUAUCAUAGCUCCUUCGUCAACGCACGCCGUAUCAAGUGGACAACAAUUCAAAAAUUUGCCGCAAGAUUUAUCUAGAACAUCAAAUUAUAUGGUCAAUCCUAUUUCUAUGACUUCUCAAACUGUUUCAGAUGAAACUUUCAGAACGUCAUCACCUCGAAGUCGUCCUUCGACACCAGGCCUUAUAAAUAAACCUGCGCCAAUAAUACCACACUACCAAAUGAACUUAGUUACCGUGGAACAUUAUGCACCUGAAAGCCACACAUAUCAGCCGUCUGGGGGGGAAGGAAGUCGCACACCUACACCCAAGACAAGACCACGUACACCAGCUCAAGGACCGACAUUUAAAGCUCAAGCUCCGCGUAUGAAAGACUCCGAUCCACAAACAAACACUGGUCAAAGUUUGACUUUCUCACACCAACUUCCAUCAAAUUUUCAACAAGAUCUGAACUCUAUUCAGCCAACCCCAGUUUACUAUGAAUACAAACCACCGAUGGUAAAGGAAGAAACCCGAUCAAACGUUGAACGUCAAUCCGAAAAUUAUAAACAGGGAGACAUGUCUAUUAAACAAGAUUCAAUGAUCAAUCAAAAUUAUGGUCAGCGACAAAUGGAAACACAAAAUGUUGCAGAAUAUGGACAAACUACGGUGCAAACGACGAGAAAAACGUUCGAGGAGUAUGAAAGCUCACAAUCCGCUAAGAUGGUAGAAAUUAAAAAGGGUGGUCCCAUGUCUUCUGAGUCAUUUCAGCCAAUUGAAGCUUUUCGUCCACCUGCUAUUAACUCUAAGCAAACUUUACCUUCCUCUGCCAUGAGUUUUUCACCUUCGCAAAGUUUUUCUUCUAACGUUACUAAUGAUAAUGUGGAUACCACUAGACAAACUCAUAAAAGUACGUUUGAAAUGAGUCCUUCAAUUUCUGGUGCUAACCGUGCUCCAGUGUGUGAUCCUACCCCAUCAACAGGUUCCAGUGUAGGGGCUGCCGCUCGUGGCAAAACAUUUGGCGUGUCAUCGGCCCCCAAACGAGGGAGGGGAGUGUUGAACAAAGCUGUUCUGCCAGCUAACGAAGUACAAAAUUCGACCGGUUCUCACAAGAUGGAGUUCAAAAGUCCAGCUGAAGAGCGAUUAAUUAGAAAAAUGGCAAAGAUGGCCCUGAAUGGUUACGAAAUAGGCAUACAAAGGAAAAUUAAACCAGCCGAUCAUAUUCAAUCGAUGGCUGAAAGAAUACAAGAUACUAUUGUAACAAAUCACCCUCUUAACGCAGAAAACUCGCCUUCAGGUGAAAACAGCCGUGACAGUACACUCAAAAGACCUAAUAAAAUAAUAGAAAAAGUAUAUAAACAGUCAGAAAUUGAACCUACAAACAAUUUAGGAAGUGGUCAUCACAGUUUGAGUACUAAGUUUAUUACAGGCAACGUUCCUUUACCACCCCCACUUCCAACUACUCCUAUCCCCACACUCCAUAAUUAUAACUCUAUUAAUACACCUAUAAUCCUAGACGAACCUGUACUAAAAUCGGCAAAAGAUGUUAAUCACGUUGAUAAACUUCUGAAUGGCAACGGUUAUUCAAGCUCAGAAGAAACUAAAAAACCUGGAAUAGAAAGCAAUGGUUUUAAUAGUCUAAAACAUAAGAAUGACAUUACUAAAACAUCAUUUUUGACUGAACUUAAUACAUCUUUCAUAGAAAACAAUAAGAACAACAUUAAAAAUGACAAUACUUUUUCUAAUACUAUGACUAAAAGAAAACUAUUUGAAAGAAGCGACGCCUUAAAUGAUUCUAAUAGCUCAAUUGAUAACAAUGUUACUACAUAUAAAACUGUCAAUGGAAAGAAUGGCAUCACAGAGAAGAAUAGCUUCUUAAAUAAUAUUAAAAAUAAGAGUAACAUUAACAAAAUGUUCCCCGCACAAGAUGAAAAAGAUGAUUUGAAAAGUCUCGAAAACAGACCCGAAGACUUUAAGAGUCUACCAAAUAGUUUGCACGACAACUCAUUGUAUAGCUAUAAGACUAAUAACUAUAACAGUGAUGCUAAAAAUGGACACGAUAGUCUCGAUUGUAAUUCUGCCAAGGCCGAUACAGAGGAGGUUGUAGUAAGACGCCGAGAAAAGAAAAACAUAAAGAAAGAUGACGGUAGACGAGACUCUCAUAUCAUUGCAAGACCUUUGAGCACUAUGACCUCAGUGGACGUCGCCGAUGGGCAUUACGUCUGUCAUGUAUGCGACAAAGCUAUAACCAGGGGUCCAUUUAUAACGGCCUUGGGACGGAUCUGGUGUCCAGAACACUUUAUUUGCGUUAACGCGUCGUGUCGCCGCCCACUGCAAGACAUCGGAUUCGUGGAAGAAAACGGUCAACUAUACUGCGAGUUUUGCUUUGAACAGUACAUUGCACCAGCUUGUGACAAAUGUCAUGCUAAAAUUAAAGGGGAUUGCCUCAACGCUAUUGGAAAACAUUUCCACCCCGAGUGUUUCAGCUGCGUCUACUGUGGAAAACUUUUUGGAAACAAUCCAUUUUUCUUAGAAGAUGGCUUACCGUACUGUGAAGCAGACUGGAAUGAAUUAUUUACGACGAAAUGUUUCGCGUGCGGAUUCCCGGUGGAAGCCGGCGACAGGUGGGUCGAGGCGCUCAACAAUAACUACCACAGUCAGUGCUUCAACUGCACGGUGUGCAAAAAGAACCUCGAAGGACAGAGUUUCUUCGCCAAGGGAGGACGACCUUUCUUCUCUCUCUCACCAACUCCGUCGCCUACUUUCUGUCCUGCUCCUCCGCAAAGAACAAGAAAAUUGGAAACGCCCCUCCACUUUGAUGGAGGGCUGUUUUCUGAUAUCCGGAGCACAGAAGGCAAACUGCUUAGCAAAGUGACUGUAGAUCAUAUUCAUAGUUCCACAAAGCACGAUGUAACCGAUUCACCGGGUUUAUUAGAAAGUUACGGUUCUGAUGGAAACAAAGCUUUCGUAGAUGAUAUAAUUAAAACUGAAACUAUAACAAAUGAAGAUGUUAUAAAGGUGAAGUUUACCCCCGUUCCACUCGAAGUGGACUCGCUCCCACGCCUCUCACCGUUUCCAAAUAGAUCGGUUACUCCUGUCAACUAUUUAAGAAAUGACUAUGAUGAUCUAACCAGUUACAAAAUUGUUAAUUCCAUGUGUAAAGAACAAUUACUGCAACCAAAUGGACAAAGUGACGUUGUAAAACGCGAACCUAGUCCUUUAGCUAAUAUGCUUGUUUCUGAAAAGCUAACCAUAAUAGAUAACUAUUUGCAAGAAAGUUUAAAUAGGUGCUCUGAAAGCAGAGAAACUAUCGCCAUACAGGUGCCCAAGGUCGAGAGUGAGACGAAGCAAUAUACGGAUUCCAUGCAGACGCAAAACGGUGUUUGUAAGAAAGAAGAAUUGAGCAUGAGCGUAGUUGGUGACGCCCAAACAGGGUCAUCUAUAGCACACACUCAUAAGCUUAAUGACGACAUGAGAAGGAAACCCAAGCUAAACCUAAACAGUGUCGAAAAACAAAAACCAGGAGUAUUACGCAGUUUCUAUAACUUGCCAAUGCAUUACCAUGCCGCAAUCCUAUGUUUCUUCCUGAUUAUAUAUAAUCUUAUAUAUCAAUAUAUAAAACAAAAUUGCUACGGCAAUAAAACUCGUGCCACGCUUUAG
Messenger RNA from Leptosia nina, 7107 nucleotides. Lineage: Eukaryota; Metazoa; Arthropoda; Insecta; Lepidoptera; Pieridae. The record is from the annotation of a GenBank genome assembly.